GCGGCGCCUGCGGGAGAGGCUUCCGCGGGUGCGGUGCGCUGGGAUUGCACUCCUGGAGCGGCGGCUCCUUCCCUCCGAAACAGCGCCCGAGCGCUUGAUUCUUUAUCUUUGUUCAGGAGCCUAAGGUUGCUUGCUGAUCACAAGAAGAUGUUUCUGUGGCUCUUUCUGGUUCUGUCAUCUCCAGUUUCUUCUACAACUGCAGAUGCUGAUAUAUCUGUGGAAAUUUGCAAUGUUUGCUCCUGUGUGUCAGUUGAGAAUGUACUCUAUGUCAACUGUGAGAAGGUUGCAGUCUACAGACCAAAUCAGCUUAAACCACCAUGGUCUAAUUUUUACCACCUCAACUUUCAAAACAAUCUGUUAAUUAUUCUGUAUCCAAAUACCUUUCUUAAUUUUACACAUGCAGUGUCCUUGCAACUGGGUAAUAAUAAGUUACAGAACAUUGAGGGAGGGGCCUUUAUGGGUCUGAGUGCAUUAAAACAGUUGCACUUGAACAACAAUGAAUUAAAGAUUCUCCGAGCUGACACUUUCCUUGGCAUAGAGAACUUGGAGUAUCUCCAAGCUGACUACAAUUUAAUCAAGUUUAUUGAACGGGGAGCCUUCAAUAAGCUUCACAAGCUGAAAGUCCUGAUCCUUAAUGACAAUCUGAUUUCAUUUCUUCCUGAUAAUAUUUUUCGAUUUGCUUCUCUAACACAUCUGGAUAUACGAGGGAAUCGAAUACAGAAGCUUCCAUACAUUGGAGUUCUGGAACACAUUGGGAGAAUUGUCGAAUUGCAGCUGGAAGAUAACCCCUGGAAUUGUACUUGUGAUUUGUUGCCUUUGAAAGCAUGGUUGGAGAACAUGCCCUAUAACAUCUACAUUGGAGAAGCCAUUUGUGAAACACCCAGUGACUUGUAUGGAAGGCUACUGAAAGAGACCAACAAGCAAGAGCUGUGCUCCUUGGGGACGGGGAGUGAUUUUGACGUGCGCAUUCUGCCUCCCUCACAGCUGGAGCCUGGUUACAGCACCCCGAACGGCCACACCACUCAGACAUCAGUGCACAGAUUAGUCACCAAGCCGCCAAAGACUACAAAUCCUUCGAAAAUCUCAGGGAUAGUAGCAGGCAAAGCACUAUCUAAUCGCAAUCUCAGUCAAAUCAUAUAUUACCAGACCAGGGUGCCUCCUUUAACUCCUUGUCCGGUCCCCUGUGUUUGCAAAACACAUCCUUCAGACUUGGGAUUAAGUGUAAAUUGCCAAGAAAGAAACAUAGAGUCAAUGGCCGAACUCGUACCAAAACCUUUAAAUGCCAAGAAGCUGCAUGUAAAUGGCAAUUACAUUAAGGAUGUGGACACUACAGAUUUUCUUGAGUUUGAGGGGCUGGAUUUGCUACAUUUAGGCAGCAAUCGGAUUUCAGCGAUCAAAGGAGAAGUUUUCCGCAACCUUACAAACUUACGGAGGUUGUAUCUCAAUGGCAAUCAGAUAGAGCGUCUGAGCCCAGAAAUGUUUGCUGGCCUCCACAACUUGCAAUAUCUAUAUUUGGAAUACAAUGUUAUCAAAGAAAUUCUAGCAGGCACCUUUGACCUAAUGCCAAAUUUGCAGUUGCUCUACCUGAACAACAAUCUUCUGCGAAGCUUGCCAGCGUAUAUUUUUGCUGGUGCACCACUUGCUAGGCUAAAUCUGAGGAACAAUCAUUUCAUGUAUUUACCUGUAAGUGGCGUUCUUGAUCAGCUAAAAUCUCUUACACAAAUUGAUUUGGAAGGUAAUCCCUGGGACUGCACUUGUGAUUUAGUUGCUUUAAAACUGUGGCUUGAAAAGCUAAACGAAGGUAUCGUGGUGAAGGAAUUGAAAUGUGAAACACCUGUGCAGUUUGCUAACAUUGAACUUAAGUCUCUGAAAAAUGAGAUCCUCUGUCCUAAACUUCUAAACAAGCCAUCUGCUCUGUUCACUAGUCCUAUGCCCGCUGCUACUUUUACAACACCACUGGGACCAGUUCGGAGUCCUCCUGGUGGCCCAGUUCCACUGUCUAUCCUAAUCUUAAGCAUAUUGGUUGUGCUUAUUUUAACUGUGUUUGUUGCUUUUUGUCUUCUUGUUUUUGUGCUUCGGCGCAACAAAAAACCAACUGUAAAGCAUGAAGGGAUUGGAAAUCAAGAAUGCAGUUCUAUGCAACUGCAGCUAAGGAAGCACGAUCACAAGUCAAACAAAAAAGAUGGACUAGGUGCAGAGGCCUUCAUUCCUCAAACCAUUGAGCAGAUGAGCAAAAGCCAUACCUGUGGCUUAAAAGAGUCUGAAACUGGCUUCACGUUUGCUGACCCGCCAGGGCAAAAAGUAAUUUUGAGAAGUAUUAAUGACAAGGAGAAAGAUUUAUUGCAUGUGGAUACCAGAAAAAGACUUAGCACAAUUGAUGAGCUGGAUGAGUUAUUCCCUGGGAGGGAUUCCAAUGUAUUUAUUCAAAAUUUUCUUGAAAGCAAAAAAGAAUACAACAGCAUAGGGGUCAGUGGCUUUGAAAUACGUUAUCCAGAGAAACUACAAGACAAAAAAAACAAGAAAUCUCUAAUAGGUGGUAAUCAUAGUAAAAUUGUAGUAGAACAAAGAAAAAGUGAGUAUUUUGAACUGAAAGCUAAACUUCAAGGUUCACCUGACUACCUACAAGUCCUUGAGGAACAAACUGCUUUGAAUAAAAUAUAGGUCAUGCAAUCUUAUUGCCUACAGAGGACAUUUAUUUAAUGAUGAAAGUGCCUUUUGUUGACUUUUAACUUCCAAAUACUAUAUUAUAUCGAUAGGCAUAGAGGCAGGUGCAUCGAAGGGUGUCUGAUUAACUGUAACUGCAUAUGAUUUGUCAAGUAGAGGAGAAUUUCCAUAGAUUUUACUACAUAAAGCUCAUGCCCUGUGGAAUCCUGUAGGGAUACUUCAAACUCUAUUGCCAAAGGGAUGCUUUAUACAUGUUACACUGAAUUUAACCUCAAGAGGCAUAUAUGUUUUGUACCUUAAAUGCAAAACCAUCGUCUCCUUGUGAUUUGUUAGAACAAACACAAGAAACCUGGUACUGGUAUUUGUACCUCAGCUGGGUCCCUCAUCCUGCACGUGGAUUUAAGUUGGUGGAACUGGAGUAAUCCUUUGAUUUGUGGUGUUGUAAUGGCACUGUUUAAAGAUUAUCUGAAAAGUAACAAGCAUGCAAAGAGAGAACAUUCGAUAGUAUGUGUAAAUUGGUUACAUUUAUGACCUGCAUCUUGAAACCACUGAAAUUAUAAUGUUAAAUUGUGCAAAUAUUUGUUUAAAAUAUAACAUGCAUUACAUACCUAUGGAAUAAAUUUGACCAUUUGAAGCAUACAUGUCUAUACCUAAAAUUAAAAAAAAAAGUAGUUCAACCUGACUUCUGCAGUAUUUGUGGCAUCUGAAGAAAAUAUUUUAUAUUUAUGCAGAAUCUGUUGUAAGACUAUCUCCAAUUAAAACUAGAGUUCCUUCUCAGUUAUGUGAAACACUUGCAACCCCAACAGGUUGUCCAGAAUUGUCAAAGUGCUUACCGUGUGAGCGUAGCAGAAAUUAUUUUUGUAAUAUAAUUCAUAUUUAUGAAAUACUUUGUAUACUAAAUAGGACAAAUAUGUACUCCUUAAUAUGUAUUUAAUAUGCCUGACUUGUUUUCCUGAUCACAAUGCAUUAAUCAUUCAGUAUAAAUAAAACCAGAACAAUAUACCAAACAGAAACUGAGGUUGUAAUGUAUAGAAUUAUCCAGAAUUAAGUGAUCAGAUAUAAUAAUAAAAAUUGUUCUGUACUCUUCUUGUGACAUUAGCAUAUUAUCUUACUUCAGAUUUGUUACCAAUGGUGCAUUUUAAAGUAGAUCCAUUAGUUUUUUAGUGUUGUGUCUCAAGCAAUUAUUUGCCAUCAGUUGUCUUGCUUUUCACGGUUCUACAGCUUAAAUAUUUUUCACUAGAAGUAUUUAGAGGAAUUCAUGGUAAGGGUAAUGUUUUAAUUGUAUAUGCAUAAUUUUUCUGUUCUUAUCUGUCUGACUGCUGUCAGGAAAAAAAAUAUUAGAACAGUGAACAAUAUGGCAAAUCAUGUCUAUUUAAAACCACUGUAAAAUGAAUAUAGUGGUCUCAGUUCAGAGUGUUGUGCAGCUCAUGUCUCGAGAGUUAAAAUUUGCUUUGUGAAAGCUGAGUAUGAAUAGCUAGGAGGGAAUGGAAAAUCCCCACUGUAUGUCACUGAUAGUACCUUGAAAUGAGAAUGGAGGUAUAUUGCUAAGCAUCAUACAGCAAAUCUAUAUUUUGAGAUUAACAAAAGUUCUUUGAUUGGAAAAGUAGUGUUUUCAUUAAUUUCAAUGAGCUUUGGCUAAGACCCUCUAUCUCCUUUGCUUCCAGAACCUUCCCCCCUCCUUUUUUUUUUAUAAUCAAUACAUAAAUCAAUUAGGAUUAGUAGGAUAAAAACAUGAAUGUUUUUCAUUAAUUUGAAACUAGCAAAUAUUAUAGCAAGACCCAAUUGUAAUACUGUGGAGAAGGCUGAGUCAGGACUUUCCAUUAUAAACCUCUGGUUUCGGGGCUUUAUGACACCGCUGUGAAAUUUUUAUUCUGGAAUCAUACUUGGCAAACAGCCAGCAGUAUAUUUUUAACAAAGUUUACAAAAAUAAAAAGGCGCUGCUUUAUAUUUAAGAGAAAGCAAAACAAAACAACAUUUUUCUACUUCCAGAUGUUUCUGCUCUUGUGACAUAGAGUUUUGGUUUAUUAUUUUUUCUCCUGUGACAAAAUAUGUACUUGAGUAUGGAAGGUAAAAUUAGAACAGAUAAAUUAAUGGCUGAGUUUGUUACAAAAAGCUGCUGCUAUCCAUGCACAAUAAUUUACUUAAUUCAGGAUAUCAUAGGACAUGGAUACUAGGGACAUGCAUUUCUAGCAUAAGAAGGUCUUAGUUGGCCAUCAAUGCAGUACAUGGCCAAGGCUUGAAUAAGAAGGUUUGAGCUUAUUGUGUCAAAAGGCUGCAGAUGGGGGGUUAAAGAUGCACUGCCAUGAUAGACUUAAUGGCUCCAUCAGGAGGCUGAGCAUUGUGUGUGCAGAGUGCUGCAUGGCUUUGGGGAUGGCCAGUUUCUCUGGAGUUAGCCAAAGCAUAGAGCUUCUGAGACACUUCAGUGCAUUGUCAGAGACUGUCAUGUCCCAUACCCUUUUCUUCAGAGGCACACAUUAAAAAUAGUAAAUCAGUUUAUACUUUUAAGUGAUGUUUAAACUGAUGUGCUUAUGACUCACAUUGCCCUGAGUUAAAAGAGCAAUGAUGAGUAGUCAUACAUUCCUCAGCUAAAAAAACCUGAGGGGUUUGUUUGAGGUUUUUUUGGUUGUUUGUUUUGGUUUGGGUUUGUUAAUUUGUUUUGUUGGUUUGGGGUUUUUUGUGGUUUUGUUUGUUUUGUUGUGGUUGUUUGGGGUUUGUUUGUUUGUUGUGUUGAUGUCUUCUAUUUUCUGAUCAAAAGAGGAAGAAGGACUGAACUGUUAAGAUGGAAGGAUAAACUGGGUCACAUUUUCCUGCUCAUUGAGGUCCCAAUUCAGUAAAGCAUUUAAGCUCAACCUAAAUCAUGUACAGAAGGCCUACUAUUCAUGAGCUCAUCAUUGCACACUUGCUCAAGAGUGGGGCUUAGACAGUUUCAUGAUUGACUUUAAAAAAAAAAAAAAAAGCAAGCUCAGAAACAUUGUAUUUAAUACACAGAGCCCAGUGACUCUUGGGAUUCUGCAGUUGCCUGUAGGUUCACCAGCAUCAGUAGAGGUUGCAUGAUCUGGACCUUCCUGUAGAAGUUGUUUUCAUAUAUGAUGCAAGAUAUAGUGUGAGAGAAGAAUGCAGAAGCUGGCAAAACACUAUUUCUGUGAAAUUGUUCCUUUGAAUGACAAUGUCAGUUUAUUUCCUCCAUGUUUUGAAACAGUGUAUGUUGUCUGCACAGCGGUUUGAGUGUAAUGACCAUUCAAAUCUAUGAUCAGUCUAUCUGGGAAGGUAACACUUGGGAUGUGGCUUCAGAAAUCUGACUGUUCAUUAUAUUGGUUUCAGUGGCCAUGUUUCUAAAAUGGCUGUUAAGGCCCAUAGACAUAAACUACAUCAGUGAAGGUGUUAACAUAAUCUGUUGUCUUCGUUGUAUGGUAAAGAAGUUUCAAUUUUUAAAUAAAAUCAAUAAAGUGUAAUUGUUUCAUUGAUAAAGUAAAAAAAUGGUGCAAUUUUAUCAGAAAGGAACUACCAUGGUGCAAGAAUGCAAGACCAUUAGAUGACUUAGUUUUGCAUUUAGUGUUUAAGAUUGACAAUAAUGUAGAAAUCUAGUAUAAAAAUCUUUUUUAGAAUAUUUUUUUUUAUAAAGAAGCCAUAAUGACAAUAUAAAUCAGAAAAGGCAUGGCCUUGUGAAUAAUGUUAAGAAGUGUUUCAAAAUGAAGAGAACACAUCCAGAACUUGGUGGUGGUAUAUCUAUAAUAUCUUUUGCAUGAUUUGUACAUCGAUAUUGUAUGAAAUGAGCACAGUGAGAUUUUUUUUUUUUUUUGUUGCAUCCAAAGAGGUAGGAAGGAAAUAUAACAAGAAUGUAUUUAUUAUCACUAUUUUGAAAUAAAGUAAAGAAAACAAAAUGUAUUGGUUUUACCCUUCUUCGAUCAUUACUAUUCUAGGUUAGUUUAUAGUCUGUGUAAAACACAGAAAGCUAUUGUUCAUGAGUUUUGUUUGCCUUCAGCAACAUCAGAAUAUUAGCCAGUGUUGACUUAAAAAUUUGUAUGAAAUAGUAAUAAAAUGGUUUGGUGCUAUUGUAUCUCUGAAACUAGACUUUAUUAAGUGCCUGUAAUAGUCUCUUUCGAAUUAUUUGUGUAUGGAUGAAAGAGAAUCUAUACAGUAGUUAAGCAGUAAUGUUUUCUAAUCACCUUGACAAUUAUUUUUUCUGCAAGUUUUCCCCUUCUGCUCUCUAACCAAAUCCUUGUCUCUGUUCUACAAAUAGUCCCUCCAAAUUUAGUGUUGCUGUGGUUUUUUUUGCAUUAGUAACACCAGGAUUUAGUUUUUAGUUUGAUUCUGAGAUCUCAUACAGAUGUGCUUAGAGGAACAAUCUCAUAAUGCUAGAGGCAUUUGUUUGGAUUCUGCUCCCUUAUCAUUAAUCAUUUUUAAUAAGACAGUUUUUCAGAGAAAAGUUAAAUUACCCUUAGCAAAAACAAAAAUCCAGACACCAUUUUAAUUGGUUAGGUUAAUUUUAUAAAUGAAAGUUGAAAAGACAUCUUUAGAUAGUUUACCUUCCAAAUUUGGAGAUUGUAGUAAAAAAUAUUUUACUAAGCCUACAUUUACAAAUCUUCAUGGGAAGGGAGAAGAGCAGAAACAGAAUUACAUCUAGAUUAAACAUUCACUGUUGUGUAGGAUUUAACGUGCAUUAUAAUGGUGGUGAAUGAGAAUCAGAAUGUGAUAUGGACUAGAAUAUCAGAACUUGAUAUGGAUUUUAUUUCACUGCCAGCUGCUAUGUAGGAGCAAACCCACCGUAUCAAUCGAGAAACAUCUAUGUACAUAUUUCAUAACAUUUCUUUCUAAAGAAAAACUUGAGAAUCAAGAAUAAGUGUUCAUGUUUUGAAAAUAAUUUGUGUGCACUGAUUUUGUGAAUGUAGAGGAACUUGGCAGUUUUCUGAUAAUAGUUUUUGCAUUACUUAGUCUUUUUUUCUAAUCACAAUGAAUUUAUCCUUAUGUAUUCUGAUUGAUGUUGGGAUAAAAAAUAAAAAGAAGAAUGUUAAUGCUCAGGGACAAAGCAUCUUUGAAAUGUACCAAUGUAAAUCCAGAUUAACUCAACAGACCUUAAUGGAAUCAAAUCAGCCUUACCCUAGUGAAUAGAAAAGCAGAAAUUUACCAUAUUAGGUUAGGAACUGAUCUG
This is a messenger RNA of Apus apus (common swift), 7813 nucleotides long. RefSeq names its product SLIT and NTRK like family member 4 (gene SLITRK4). Gene Ontology annotation, molecular function: protein binding. Bases 148 to 2661 code for a protein of 837 amino acids. The record is from RefSeq and is a predicted model, not a curated record. The transcript has 2 exons. Gene Ontology annotation, biological process: axonogenesis; regulation of presynapse assembly; positive regulation of synapse assembly. Gene Ontology annotation, cellular component: glutamatergic synapse; membrane. NCBI's taxonomy places the organism in Eukaryota, Metazoa, Chordata, Aves, Apodiformes, Apodidae.